CCCGCCCUCCUCCUCCGAACAGUCGGCCGGGCUCCCCGCCCCUCGCCGCCGCUUACUUAACCUGGCCCACAGCGGCGGCGCGCUCACUUCCCCGGCUCUGCGCUCACGCCCGUCCGCUCCACGGCUCUCCGAAUGCGGCUGCUGCCCCUCGCCCUGGCGCUGGCCCUGGCGCCCGCCACCGUCCUGGCGGGACCCGCCAAGACGCCUUACCAGUUGGUGCUGCAGCACAGUCGGCUCCGGGGCCGGCAGCACGGCCCUAAUGUGUGCGCUGUGCAGAAGGUCAUCGGCACCAACAAAAAGUACUUCACCAACUGCAAGCAGUGGUACCAGAGGAAGAUAUGUGGCAAGUCCACCAUCAUCAGCUAUGAGUGCUGCCCUGGCUAUGAGAAGGUCCCUGGAGAGAAGGGCUGCCCAGCAGCCCUGCCCUUGUCCAAUCUUUAUGAUACCGUGGGCGUCGUGGGCUCAACCACCACUCAGCUGUACACGGACCGCACGGAUAAGCUGAGGCCAGAGAUGGAGGGGCCUGGCAGCUUUACCAUCUUCGCCCCCAGCAAUGAGGCCUGGGCAGCCCUGCCAGCUGAAGUGCUGGAUUCGUUGGUCAGCAACAUCAACAUUGAGCUGCUUAAUGCCCUUCGCUACCAUAUGGUGGGUAGGCGGGUGCUGACAGAUGAGAUGAAGCACGGCAUGAGUCUCACCUCCAUGUACCAGAACUCGGACAUCCAGAUCCACCACUAUCCCAAUGGGAUUGUCACUGUCAACUGUGCACGGCUGCUGAAAGCUGACCACCAUGCCAACAAUGGCGUGGUACACCUUAUCGACAAGGUCAUCUCCACCAUCACCAACAAUAUCCAGCAGAUUAUUGAGAUUGAGGACACCUUUGAGACCCUGAGGGCUGCUGUAGCCGCGGCAGGACUCAACACUGUGCUUGAAGGAGAUGGCCAGUUCACGCUCCUGGCCCCAACCAAUGAGGCCUUUGGAAAGAUCCCAACUGAGACUUUGAACCGGAUUCUAGGCGACCCAGAGGCCCUGAGAGACCUGCUGAACAACCACAUCCUGAAGUCGGCCAUGUGUGCCGAGGCCAUCGUGGCAGGCCUGUCCAUGGAGACCCUGGGGGGCACUACACUGGAGGUAGGCUGCAGUGGGGACAUGCUCACCAUCAAUGGCAGAGCCAUCAUCUCCAAAAAAGACAUCCUGGCCACCAACGGUGUGAUCCACUUCAUCGAUGAGCUGCUCAUCCCAGACUCAGCCAAGACGCUGUUUGAAUUGGCUGCCGAAUCCGAUGUCUCCACCUCCGUGAACCUUUUCCGCCAGGCCGGGCUAGGCACGCAUCUCUCCGGAAGUGAGAGCUUGACUCUCCUGGCCCCCCUAAAUACUGUCUUCAAAGAUGGGAUCCCUCCUGCAGAUGCCCCUACCAAGAAUUUGCUUCUCAAUCACAUAGUAAAAGAUCAGCUGGCCUCCAAGUACCUAUACCAUGGGCAGACUCUGGAAACCCUAGGAGGCAAAAAGUUGAGAGUGUUUGUGUAUCGUAAUAGCUUGUGCAUUGAGAACAGCUGCAUUGCCGCUCAUGACAAGAAGGGGCGCUAUGGGACACUAUUCACCAUGGACCGGGUGUUGACGCCUCCUAUGGGAACUGUUAUGGAUGUCCUGAAGGGUGACAGGCGCUUCAGCAUGCUGGUGGCUGCCAUACAGUCUGCGGGGCUGACAGAGAUGCUCACCCGAGAAGGGAGUUACACUAUCUUUGCUCCCACGGAUGAAGCCUUCCAAGCCAUGCCUCCUGAAGAAUUGAACAAGCUCUUGGGCAAUGCCAAAGAACUUGCCAACAUCCUCAAGUACCACAUUGGAGAUGAAAUCCUGGUCAGCGGCGGCAUCGGGGCCUUAGUGCGACUGAAGUCUCUGCAAGGUGACAAGCUGGAAGUGAGCUCAAAAGACAACAAAGUGUGUGUCAACAAGGAGCCCGUGUCUGAGGUUGACAUCAUGGCCACGAAUGGUGUAGUCUAUGCCAUCCCCAGUGUCCUGCAGCCCCCAGCCAGCAGACCUCAGGAGAGAACGGAUGAGCUCGCAGACUCUGCACUCCAGAUCUUUAAGCAGGCAUCCUUGUAUUCCAGGGUAGGAAUCUUGUGUGGGCACACAAAAGGGGUGGGAGCUGUAGAAAAGCAUCUUCCCAGUGGGCAAAAUGUUGAGGAGAACCUGGAAGAUGGACCUUCGCUGCCCAGGCAGCAAGAGCUGCCUAAGCAAUUGCAGGCCCAGGAGACUGUGGGGAGCUCACAGAAUCCUCUUCUGACUGCCGUGGAAACCAAUACACAGUGCUUUCUCCACACAGAUACUACACCAUGCCAGUUCACUGCAGGGCUUCCUGCUGUCCUGGGAGCCACUGUCAGUGUGUGGACAGUGGGGCUGACAUGGAAGGGUGAGGAGCUGGGCACAGAAUGUAGCAGACAGAGCACUGCAGAAUCUGGCCAAUGCUGGAGAGCUUCCCGUGGCUGGAGUGGAAAGAGUCCCUCCUCUGUGGAACCAUCUGGAAACCAGACAGUGCUGGGCCUUCCACUGCAACCCUUGGGCCUGGAGCCCCAGCCCUCCUUCCAUGCCCUGUGCUUACAUCAGCACAGCCCUGAAAACUGCAUCGAAAUCAGUUCCUGCUUCCUCUUCAGCUUCACUAGUGAGGGUGGAGCUGCCUGCUUCAAGGGUCUCAUCAAAGAGAGGGCCUGGUAG
This is a messenger RNA of Suncus etruscus (white-toothed pygmy shrew), 2709 nucleotides long. It is a transcript of the gene TGFBI, whose product is annotated as transforming growth factor beta induced. NCBI's taxonomy places the organism in Eukaryota, Metazoa, Chordata, Mammalia, Eulipotyphla, Soricidae. The record is from RefSeq and is a predicted model, not a curated record. The transcript has 20 exons. The coding region runs from base 133 to 2709 and encodes 858 amino acids. Gene Ontology annotation, molecular function: protein binding.